Messenger RNA from Beta vulgaris subsp. vulgaris (sugar beet), 1183 nucleotides. RefSeq names its product mitochondrial phosphate carrier protein 3, mitochondrial. NCBI's taxonomy places the organism in Eukaryota, Viridiplantae, Streptophyta, Magnoliopsida, Caryophyllales, Amaranthaceae. The coding region runs from base 1 to 1050 and encodes 349 amino acids. The transcript has 7 exons. Gene Ontology annotation, biological process: mitochondrial phosphate ion transmembrane transport. Gene Ontology annotation, cellular component: mitochondrial inner membrane. The record is from RefSeq and is a predicted model, not a curated record. Gene Ontology annotation, molecular function: phosphate transmembrane transporter activity.
AUGGCAAUUUCUGGGAACUCUAACAAGUCGUCUCCUUUAAUCCCUUCCUUCCUCUACACCUCAUCGUCGUCGUCGCCGUCAUUAUCAUCAUCUUCAUGUGAAGUAUCAAGGGAGAGUAUAAUGGUAGCAGCUCCGAGCGAGAAGAUAAAAAUGUAUUCUCCGACAUUCUAUGCAGCAUGUACUGCUGGUGGAAUUUUUAGUUGUGGUCUUACUCACAUGGUUGUUACUCCUCUUGAUCUCGUCAAGUGUAACAUGCAGAUUAAUCCAGCAAAGUAUAAAAACAUAAGCUCAGGCUUUGGAGUUUUGAUGAAAGAGCAAGGAGUUAAAGGCUUCUUCAGGGGUUGGGUGCCAACCCUUCUUGGUUACAGUGCACAAGGAGCCUGUAAAUUUGGGUUCUAUGAAUUCUUUAAGAAGUACUAUUCAGAUCUUGCUGGUCCUGAAAAAGCUGUCAGAUACAAAACCAUGAUUUACUUAGCUGGUUCUGCAUCUGCCGAGGUCAUUGCUGAUGUUGCCCUUUGCCCCCUCGAAGCUGUUAAAGUUCGUGUGCAGACACAACAUGGCUUUGCUCGAGGCUUGUCCGAUGGUUUCCCCAAGUUUCUCAAUUCUGAAGGUGCUGCAGGAUUGUACAAGGGACUAGUCCCGCUUUGGGGUCGUCAGAUUCCAUAUACAAUGAUGAAGUUCGCCUCUUUUGAGACCAUUGUAGAACUCUUAUACAAGUACGCUAUUCCAAGACCUAAAGAACAAUGCAGCAAGACAUUGCAACUUGGUGUUAGCUUUGCUGGUGGAUAUGUAGCUGGAGUAUUUUGUGCCAUUGUGUCACACCCUGCAGACAAUUUAGUAUCUUUUCUUAACAACGCAAAGGGCGCUUCUGUUGGUGAUGCUGUGAAGAGGUUUGGGCUAGUGGGUUUAUUUACGCGUGGUCUUCCUCUUCGUAUUGUCAUGGUUGGAACCCUUACUGGUGCUCAAUGGGGAAUUUAUGAUGCUUUCAAAGUGUUCGUUGGCUUGCCAACUUCAGGUGGAAGUUCUCCUGCCACAGAAGCUAAAAAGUGAACUAAGGGGUGAGCAGCAAUAGAGAAUUGUAGGAGCUCUAUAUCUUCUCUAGGAACAAUUUGAAUUUCUCAACAUAAUUGAUCGAGUUUCAUCUUCUUUCUUGUUAAGGUCUUUAUUCUACAGAAUAUUGACA